Messenger RNA from Vitis vinifera (wine grape), 545 nucleotides. Its product is annotated as receptor-like protein 42. The record is from RefSeq and is a predicted model, not a curated record. Bases 21 to 545 code for a protein of 174 amino acids. Lineage: Eukaryota; Viridiplantae; Streptophyta; Magnoliopsida; Vitales; Vitaceae. The transcript is spliced from 2 exons. Gene Ontology annotation, molecular function: protein binding.
ACAAGUAUCUAUUUUAUGCGAUGUCGGCUGACACUGGAGGAGAAUACUACGAAGAAAGCUCAGAUGUGAGUACAAAAGGCCAAGUCCUAAAAUAUACAAAGACUCUUUCCCUUGUUAGCAUUGACCUUUCCAGCAAUAAUUUAAGUGGAGAGUUUCCAAAGGAAAUAACAGCAUUGUUUGGAUUGAUAAUGCUGAACUUGUCACGAAACCAUAUCACUGGUCAUAUUCCAGAAAACAUUUCAAGGUUGCAUCAAUUAUCAUCUCUGGAUCUAUCAAGGCAAAUGACAACUUUUAAUGCGUCAGUAUUUGAAGGAAACCCAGGCCUUUGUGGAGCUCCACUUGAUACAAAAUGCCAAGGUGAGGGUUUAGAUGGAGGGCAAAAGAAUGUUGUGGAUGAAAAGGGCAAUGGCUACCUUGAUGAGUGGUUUUACUUGAGUGUUGGGUUGGGGUUUGCAGUUGGUGUUUUACUUCCCUUUUUCAUUUGUACAUUUAGCAAAUCUUGCUAUGAAGUCUAUUUUGGUUUUGUAAACAAAAUUGUGGGCUGA